CUUUGUCCUGUAUGUGAUGAAUUCUUUCAUCUGACAGUAGUGCCAGAAUGUGUUACUUCAGGGAGGAGAAGGAGGUGACUCUUGGAGUGAGUUGCCAUCAUGGGCCAUGGCAGAGCGGGUGCUGGUGAUCGGCAGCGGGGGGCGGGAGCACGCCCUGGCCUGGAAGCUGGCCCAGUCCCCCCACGUCAAACACGUGUUUGUGGCUCCAGGAAAUGCAGGCACAGCCGACAACGGGAACAUCUCCAACUCAGCCGUUCCAGUCAGUGACCACGCUGCUGUUGCCCAGUUCUGCAGGGACCAGGACGUCAGGCUGGUGGUGGUUGGUCCCGAGGUUCCUCUUGCUGCUGGAAUUGUGGAUGACUUGACAGCAGCUGGGAUCAAGUGUUUUGGCCCCACAGCAAAGGCAGCUCAGCUGGAGUCCAGUAAGAGCUUUACCAAAGCCUUUCUGGAUCGUCAUGAGAUCCCCACUGCCAGAUGGAAAUCCUUCACUGAUCCCAAAGCAGCAUGUGCCUUCAUCAACAGUGCCACCUUCCCUGCUCUGGUUGUCAAAGCCAGCGGCCUGGCAGCUGGCAAAGGAGUCAUCGUGGCUUCGAGCAAGGAGGAGGCCUGCAGAGCUGUCACUGAAAUCAUGCAGGAUAAGAGUUUUGGCACAGCUGGGGAAACUGUUGUUGUUGAAGAACUUCUUGAAGGAGAAGAAAUUUCUUGCCUGUGUUUCAGUGAUGGUGUCACCAUUGCCCCCAUGCCCCCAGCCCAGGACCACAAGAGGCUGCUGGAUGGAGAUGAGGGCCCCAACACAGGAGGGAUGGGAGCUUAUUCCCCUGCUCCUCAGAUUUCUAAAGAUUUGCUGCAGAAAAUCAGAGAGACUGUUCUUCAGAAGACUGUUGAUGGCAUGAGGAAAGAAGGAGUCCCCUAUGUGGGUGUGCUUUAUGCUGGAUUAAUGCUCACCAAAGAUGGGCCCAAAGUUCUGGAAUUCAACUGCAGAUUUGGUGACCCAGAGUGUCAGGUGAUUCUGCCCCUGCUCAGGAGUGACCUGUACGAGGUUAUGCAGGCAGUGAUCAACAGGAGGUUGGCCAGCUCCAUGCCAGCCUGGAGAGAGGACAGUGCAGCUGUGACUGUGGUCAUGGCUAGUCAAGGCUACCCAGGGACAUAUCCCAAGGGCUUGGAAAUUACAGGGCUGGCGAAGGCCAGGCAGCUGGGGCUGGAGGUGUUCCACGCAGGCACAGCCCUGAAGGAUGGCAGGGUGGUCACCAGUGGGGGCAGAGUGCUCACAGUCACGGCCAUCAAGGAGGACCUGCCCACGGCGCUGCAGGCGGCCAACCUGGGCGUGGCUGCCAUCCGCUUCCAGGGGGCCAUCUUCAGGAGGGACAUCGGCCACCGGGCCAUUGCCUUCCUCAGGCAGUCCAGAGGCCUGACUUACAAGAACAGUGGGGUGGACAUUGAAGCAGGGAACACUUUGGUGCAGAAGAUCAAACCCUUUGCUGCAGCCACAUCAAGGUCAGGCUGCAAUGCAGAGCUUGGAGGCUUUGCUGGGCUCUUUGACCUGAAAGCAGCUGGUUACAGAGAUCCCAUCCUGGUGUCUGGAACCGACGGCGUCGGCACCAAACUCAAGAUUGCUCAGGAGUGCCAGAAACACGACACCAUCGGGCAGGACCUGGUGGCCAUGUGUGUCAAUGACAUCCUGGCCCAGGGAGCUGAGCCCCUCUUCUUCCUGGAUUAUUUUGCCUGCGGCAAACUCGACGUGGAUGUGGCUCAGGGAGUCAUUGCAGGAAUUGCUGAUGCCUGCAGGAAAGCUGGAUGUGCUCUUUUGGGAGGAGAAACGGCCGAGAUGCCGGGGAUGUAUCCCCCCGGCGAGUACGACCUGGCCGGCUUCGCCGUGGGGGCCGUGGAGAGGGGGCAGAUGCUGCCCCAGCUGGACAGGAUCACUGAGGGGGACGUGGUCAUUGGGGUGGCAUCUUCUGGAGUCCACAGCAACGGCUUCAGCCUGGUCAGGAAGAUCGUGGAGAAGUCCUCCCUGGAUUUCUCCUCCCGCGUCGGUGUCUCCGGGGAUCAGACUCUGGGAGAGCUGCUGCUGACCCCAACCAAGCUCUACAGCAAGACCCUGCUGCCUGUGCUGCGCUCGGGCCACGUCAAAGCCUACGCCCACAUCACCGGAGGGGGCCUGCUGGAAAACAUCCCCAGAGUCCUCCCAGACUCCCUGGGUGUCGUUUUAGAUGCUCUCACCUGGAAGAUCCCUGAAAUCUUCUGCUGGCUCCACAAGGAGGGGAACCUCUCUGAGGAGGAGAUGGCUCGGACCUUCAACUGUGGGGUGGGGGCAGUGCUGGUGGUUCAGAGGGACAUGGCCCAGCAGGUGCUCAGGGACAUCCAGGGACACGAGACCGCCUGGCUCAUCGGCAAAGUGGUGCCCCUGCCAAAAGGCUCUGACAACGUUAAAGUCCUCAAUCUCCAUCGGGCACUGCAAGCAAACAGGUCCCUGUGUGUGCAGAGCCACAUCCAGGGCAAGAUCCAGACAGGCAAAGUGAAGGUGGCUGUCCUCAUCUCUGGAACAGGCACAAACCUGGAAGCCCUCAUCAACAGCACGAAGAAAGACACCAGCUAUGCACAGAUAGUUCUGGUUAUCUCCAACAAACCUGGUGUGGAGGGGCUGAGGAAAGCUGAGAGAGCUGGGAUUCCUACAAGGGUGGUGGAGCACACAAGGUACCAGAGCCGCACGGAGUUCGACAGCGCCGUGGACCAAGUCCUGCAGGAGUUCUCGGUGGAGCUGAUCUGCCUGGCCGGCUUCAUGCGCAUCCUCUCGGGUCCUUUUGUCAAGAAAUGGGAAGGGAAAAUCCUGAACAUCCACCCGUCCCUGCUGCCGUCCUUCAAGGGAGCGAACGCGCACAAGCUGGUGCUGCAGGCCGGGGUCAGGGUCACGGGCUGCACCGUGCACUUCGUGGCUGAGGAGGUGGACGCCGGGGCCAUCAUCUUCCAGGAGGCAGUGCCGGUGAAGCUGGGGGACACGGAGGCCACGCUGGCUGAGCGGGUGAAGGAGGCCGAGCACCGCGCCUUCCCCGCCGCGCUGCAGCUGGUGGCCAGCGGCGCCGUGCGCGUGGGCGAGGCGGGCAAGAUCUACUGGAAAUAGAGCCGGGCUCAGCAGGGCCUGGGCUCUGCCCCUCGCCCCUGCCUCACGCGGUUCAUGGUUCAAAUCCCGGGAAAGCCACCAGUGGGAAUUGGGGGGCCGUUCCCAGAGGGUGCAGC
Molecule: messenger RNA, 3234 nt
Organism: Agelaius phoeniceus (red-winged blackbird)
Lineage: Eukaryota; Metazoa; Chordata; Aves; Passeriformes; Icteridae
Gene: GART
Product: phosphoribosylglycinamide formyltransferase, phosphoribosylglycinamide synthetase, phosphoribosylaminoimidazole synthetase
Biological process (GO): 'de novo' IMP biosynthetic process; adenine biosynthetic process
Cellular component (GO): cytosol
Molecular function (GO): ATP binding; metal ion binding; phosphoribosylglycinamide formyltransferase activity
Source: RefSeq, a predicted model, not a curated record